Molecule: messenger RNA, 1432 nt
Organism: Columba livia (rock pigeon)
Lineage: Eukaryota; Metazoa; Chordata; Aves; Columbiformes; Columbidae
Gene: HES4
Product: hes family bHLH transcription factor 4
Exons: 4
Coding region: 88-1044 (318 amino acids)
Biological process (GO): anterior/posterior pattern specification; regulation of neurogenesis; regulation of transcription by RNA polymerase II
Cellular component (GO): nucleus
Molecular function (GO): protein dimerization activity; DNA-binding transcription factor activity, RNA polymerase II-specific; RNA polymerase II cis-regulatory region sequence-specific DNA binding
Source: RefSeq, a predicted model, not a curated record
GGCGCGUUCCGCCGGCACUGUCGCUCCUGCCGCCGCCGCACGCGCCCCGCGCCCGCCGCACACACGCGCCCGCCCGCCCGCCGCGCCAUGCCCGCCGAUACGGGCAUGGAGAAACCCACCGCCUCGCCCAUCGCGGGGGCGCCGGCCAGCGCCAGCCACACGCCGGACAAACCGCGGAGCGCCAGCGAGCACCGGAAGGUAAAUGGCGGGUGCCGGUCGGGGAGCGGCGGCAGCGGCGGCGCUGGAUGGCGGCGAGCCCGCGGCCGUGCUGAGUCCUCCAAGCCCAUCAUGGAGAAGCGGCGCCGGGCGCGGAUCAAUGAGAGCCUGGGGCAGCUGAAGACGCUCAUCCUGGAUGCGCUGAAGAAGGAUAGCUCCCGGCACUCCAAGCUGGAGAAGGCGGACAUCCUGGAGAUGACCGUCAAGCACCUGCGGAACCUGCAGCGGGCGCAGAUGACGGCCGCACUUAGUGCCGACCCCACCGUCCUCGGCAAGUACCGGGCUGGAUUCAACGAAUGCAUGAACGAAGUGACACGGUUCCUAUCCACCUGUGAAGGGGUGAACACUGACGUGCGGACCCGCCUGCUCAGCCAUCUCUCGGCUUGCCUGGGCCAGAUUGUGGCCAUGAACUACCCACCGCCACCGCCGUCCGGCCAGCCCGCACAUCUGGCGCAACAACCUCUGCACGUCCAGCUGCCCCCUGCAGCAGCUGGAGCUGUGCCCGUCCCUUGCAAACUGAACCCUGCCGAAGCCCUGUCCCCCAAGGUCUACGGGGGCUUCCAGCUUGUCCCUGCUACCGACGGCCAAUUUGCUUUUCUCAUCCCGAACCCAGCCUUCCCUCCCAGCUCCGGACCGGUUAUUCCCCUCUAUGCCAAUGCCAACACCAACGUCCCAGUGUCCACGGGCAGCGGCUCAGGGAAUGCGGCCGCCACCCCAUCAGCAUCCCCGGUGCAGGGGUUGACAUCAUUUGGGGGCAGCAUUGUUCCAGCGUCCCAGGCGGGGAGUCCCAUCGCAGAGCGCAGCGAAUCGGUCUGGAGGCCUUGGUGACUUGUCUAAAGCCAUUUCACCCCCCCGCGCCUCCCCCCAGCCAGAAAACUCUUCUGUUGGCUCCGUUGUAUGGAGCCCUGUUAUGUUUGGAGUUUUUUUUUAAAGCAGAUUUAAACAGAAAGGGAAAAAGGACCUUGCUAUGAACAUGCUAUUUAUUAUUUUCAGAGGUUGGGAUCUUGACUUGUAUUUUUACUCCUUUAAAAUGCCUUUAUUUGAGAUACUUUUUUUAAAAAAAAAAUAAAUAAAUAAGAAAUAGUUUUGUAACAAAUAUUCAAAAGUAUAAUGCCAAAGUUGUUUGUAUCCUGUUUGUGUGUGUGUGCGUGCCUGUGUCGAAGACUUCCAAGAAAAGAAAUGCAGGUGUUUAAAUAAAUAAACUCUUUGAAAUAGA